UAUUCUUUGUUGUAUUGCUCUUUGAAUUUCUUAUACAUAUUAUGGUGGGUUGGGAUAACUUCAGAUUUUAAUUUUCCUUCCUUGUCUAACAUUUUUUCCCAUUAUAAUUUCAAUUAUUUUCUAUAGGCACAACCUGAAUGAUUUUAAAAAGAUUUAUUUGAGGAUGUAGGAAGCCACAGGUAGUGGCUAGGUAGAUAACGUGAUUCUUUAAGACUUUUUACAAGAAAGAAACUCUUACAUUUUGUUAGAAAUAGUAAAUAUGGAAUAAAUGAAAUAAUUCUUGAAAAGGAGACUCAUACAAAAAGCUAGAAGGAGCUAAUAAUAGAGGUGAGGAAUUGAGUAAGUGAUAGUCGUUCAGUGGUACUUGACUCUUUGAGACCCCAUGGACUGUAAGCCUGCCACACUCUGUCCAUGGAAUGCUCCAGGCAAGAAUACUGGAGUGGUUGCCAUUUUCUUUUCCAGAUGUAAAAUUAUGGCAAAUAAAAUGCAUAGCUUCACAUCAGCAGUCUUUUGACUUAAAAAAAGUCUUCUGAAACGGGCUGUAUUAAAGCAGAUGUAAGUAAUCUUCCUUAGGAAAGGAACACAGAAGGAGGCGUAUUUUGACAAUCAGACUCUGUAUUAGACCCUUUCAUAUUUGCUAUUCUUAUUAGAUCUUCCGAGAACACCAUAGAAAGCCAUUUUCACAAAUGCGGGAACAAGUUCAAAAGUUAUAUAACUUGACCACAUACCUAGUAAGUGGCAAAGUCAUUCUUGGAACCCAGGAACUCAUAUAUAGGCUUCAAGGCAUCUAUGAAUUCCCUGAAAUUAUAUACAUUAUCUUUUAUCACAUUUGCAAAGGAGUACACAAUCCCCUUAAUGAAAGGGCUAUUGCACGACAUGAAGUUCGAGAGAUUGAGCAGCGACAUACCAUGGAUGGCCCUCGGCAAGAUGUAGCUUUAGAUGAGGAAGACGACAUGGUGAUCAUUUAUAACAGAGUCCCCAAAACUGCAAGCACCUCUUUUACCAAUAUUGCCUAUGACCUGUGUGCAAAGAAUAAAUACCAUGUUCUUCACAUCAACACUACCAAAAAUAAUCCAGUGAUGUCACUGCAAGAUCAGGUGCGCUUUGUAAAGAAUAUAACUUCCUGGAAAGAGAUGAAACCAGGGUUUUAUCAUGGGCACAUUUCUUACUUGGAUUUUGCAAAAUUUGGAGUGAAGAAAAAGCCUAUUUACAUUAAUGUCAUAAGGGAUCCUAUUGAGAGGCUAGUUUCUUACUAUUACUUUCUGAGAUUUGGAGAUGAUUAUAGACCAGGAUUAAGAAGACGAAAACAAGGAGACAAAAAGACCUUUGAUGAAUGUGUAGCCGAGGGAGGCUCAGACUGUGCUCCAGAGAAGCUCUGGCUUCAAAUCCCCUUCUUCUGUGGUCACAGCUCGGAAUGCUGGAAUGUGGGAAGCAGGUGGGCUAUGGAUCAAGCCAAGUAUAACCUAAUUAAUGAAUACUUUCUGGUGGGAGUAACUGAAGAGCUUGAAGAUUUUAUCAUGUUACUGGAGGCAGCUUUACCCCGGUUCUUCAGGGGUGCUACAGAACUCUAUCGUACAGUAGGAAAGAAAUCUCAUCUUAGGAAAACCACAGAGAAGAAACUCCCUACUAAACAAACCAUUGCAAAGCUACAGCAGUCUGACAUUUGGAAGAUGGAGAACGAGUUCUAUGAGUUUGCACUAGAGCAGUUCCAGUUCAUCAGAGCCCACGCUGUACGAGAAAAGGAUGGAGACCUCUACAUCCUCGCACAGAACUUUUUCUAUGAAAAAAUUUACCCUAAAUCGAACUGAGUACAAGGCGUGGCAGUUAGAUUCUUGAACUACAACUUCGACCUUGUCUUUUUUUUUUUUCGACCUUGUCUUUACUUUAGUUCUCAGCUCCACAGCUUGGAUUGUUGAUGGAUAUAUAAGACACUUUGCGUUAGGAUACAGACAGUGACGUCAAGGAAGUAGAUUCUGGCUGAUACGUCAGUGGUCCAGGAAGUUUAAGUUUCAGCCUAUUUUUUUCUGGUUAAAUUUUGGUGGGAGUUAUAACCUCCUGCCUGGACAAAACCUACCCAUCACCUAAAAUAAAUACCUAGCAGGUCUAAUUGAAGGCUAAAAGCAGUUACAGAAAAGUUCUGAUACUCUGUUUUUGAUAAAGCAUUUUUUUCAACUAACCAUCAAUGAAGAUGACUCCAUCUGCUUCUUCGCCUGAGGUUUGGGUUGUACUCCUCUACUGUCUAGUGUUAUUAACUGUUUGGCAGUGUGUGCCUUGUUUUCGAAUGUUUGAUCACGGUUGCUAAAAAUGUUUCUGCUGUAGUUGGAAUUGCCCAUAUUUAUGUAGGUCAUUUUAAUUUUAUUUUAAAAGUUGAUUAUUGGUGUUAAAAACCAGUUUAAAUCAUUAUUAAUACUGUAUAAAGAAUCAAAGCAGUAUUUCUUAUUCCUGUCUCCCCCAGUAUCUAAGAUUGGGGAAAAACUUCAGAGAAUGUUGACAUUGCCUAAAGUUUUUUUUUUCCCCACAAAAAUAUUUUCCUUUAAGAAAGAUUUUCUCAUCAUGUUUAAUGGGAGAAAACUAAAAUGAAAUAUAAACAGUUCAAUAGGGAAAUUUUGACUUAUAUUUUCUCUUCAAAAUCUACACAUGUUCUUGUGAUGUUUUCAAAAGUAGGUCCUGAUAUAGAUUUGACUCAUCUGUGGAUCCCAGGGGAGACACUCUAUGGGAUCCAGAUUCAAAUUCAGCAGCAGCUUCUUCUAGUUCUCUAGUUUUAUUCUGACCUCUGCCUGCCUUUUAUUAGUUUUGUCUAGUUUGUUUGCCAAUGACUUUCUAACUUUUCGUUCUUCUAGGUAGAGUUGUUUAUAUUUUCCCAAUUCUGCUUUUUAUUAGAAACUUCUUAAAAGGUUUUCAUCUUGGAGAGUUCAGAUUCCAAGUCUUUAAUUCUGAGUUCCGUCUGACUUUUUCAGUUCAGUCGCUCAGUCUUAUCCGACUCUGCAACCCCAUGGACUGCAGCAUGCCAGGCUUCCCUGUCCAUCACCAACUCCCGGAGCUUGCUAAAACUCAUGACCAUUGAGUCAGUGAUG
Molecule: messenger RNA, 3074 nt
Organism: Cervus elaphus (red deer)
Lineage: Eukaryota; Metazoa; Chordata; Mammalia; Artiodactyla; Cervidae
Gene: HS2ST1
Product: heparan sulfate 2-O-sulfotransferase 1
Exons: 8
Coding region: 687-1808 (373 amino acids)
Cellular component (GO): membrane
Molecular function (GO): heparan sulfate 2-sulfotransferase activity
Source: RefSeq, a predicted model, not a curated record